Molecule: messenger RNA, 2640 nt
Organism: Camarhynchus parvulus
Lineage: Eukaryota; Metazoa; Chordata; Aves; Passeriformes; Thraupidae
Gene: DNAI3
Product: WD repeat domain 63
Exons: 22
Coding region: 1-2640 (879 amino acids)
Biological process (GO): inner dynein arm assembly; cilium movement involved in cell motility
Cellular component (GO): inner dynein arm
Molecular function (GO): dynein light chain binding; dynein heavy chain binding
Source: RefSeq, a predicted model, not a curated record
AUGCCAGCAUUCCUGAAGAAAUCUGAAAAAAUGCCAAAAAGUGUCAAAUCCAGUAAGACCACCUUGAAAGAUUCAAAACCAGCGGCAAAGAAACAAAAAGGUAAAAAAGAUGAAGUUGAUCUUUCUAUGGCCAGUAUAGGCCACCCAGAAAUCUUUCCUUUGGUUUUGACUGAAAAGACCCAAGAAAUUUUUAAUUGCCGACCUGAUGAAGAUGUCACAGAAGAAAAUAAUUUCAAGUGUAUUAAAAAAGAGGACAUAAUUCAAGACCUGAAUACAAGAGCUAAAUCUUCUGAUUUCCUCCCUUUCAAAAAAGUUAUCCUAGAAUAUCCAGGGGAAGAACUCUUGGUAGUUUUUGAUCCAAGCUUCCAAUAUGGAGAGAACUUUUAUAUUGUUGCUUCUGAAGAAGCCAAGGAAAACUUUCUAAAGUCUUUAGAAGCUGCAGAAGAAAAAGAAGAAACAGAAGAGGAAAAUAUAGAGGAAACUCUGGAAGUCCGCAAACCUUGGGUUUCCCUUGGCAGCGAAAAGGAAGUUGAAGAAGAAUCUCUUAUAGAAAGGGAUACAAAGAUUAAGUACAAGAUCUCUCGAGUUCGCAGGCAGUUUGGUGCACCCAUUACAUUUACUGACAAGAAUGCUGCAGAUGACAAAGAGAGCUAUGCUGAAUGCACAGCCUAUGAAGACAAUACUUUCAGUAUUAAAAUGCUUGAAAGGGAUGUGGGGGUGCAAAUGGUUCCAAAACUAAGAGAAGCUAGUACUCAGACAAAAUGGACCUAUCCAAAAAAUGCAUCCACGCAGUAUUAUCCAAGGCAGUUGUCAAAUGAAGCAAAAGCAGAGAGUCUGUCAUCUGAGACGCUGAAAAAAUUUCUUGCAGCAGUACAUUUAAGAGUGGAAAUUGCACUGCAGCAAAAUGAAAUUAUGAAUGUUUUUUUUGAUGACUGGAAGGCCCUAGCAGAAGACCAAGAAGAAGGCAAGCCAGAUGUUUAUUUUAAAGAAUACCAAUCAUUUACAGAUGUGCAGUAUCUCAAGAACAGAACCAUUAGCUGUGUUCGCUGGCAUCCAACCGUUUAUGGGAUUAUAGCACUGUCAGCAAGAGAGCAGUCUUCGUAUGAAGAACAAGUUAACCUUUCUAAUAAAUCAUUGCUACAGUCAGUUAUACUUCUUUGGAGUAUGUUUGACCCUCUCUGCCUCCAGUUGGUGUUGAAGGCUCCUGAAGACAUUUGCUGCUUUCAGUUCAGUCCAAGUAAUCCAAAUCUCAUUGCUGGUGGCUGUGUUGAUGGACAGGUUGUAUUGUGGGAUGUUUCUAAACAUGAAGAAAAGCUGGAAAGUACAAAACCUGUUGUUGAUGAAGUCACUGACUCUUCAGAGGGUGAGCCAAGAGCAGCAGUGGUGACUGAGCCAUCACCUAAGCAAGUCCAGCAGAGUAGUGCAGAGCCACCUCUAGUGAGACACUGUGCAGGCUCUUCCACACCAUAUUGUCAUACAAAGCCAGCAACAGAUGUACAGUGGCUACCAUGUAACGUUGAGGAAAACCAAAAGGGUGGUACUUCUGAAAACAAAGAUGAAAAAAAACUGCAGCUUGUAACCUGCUCCCCUGAUUGCUCAAUAUUAUUUUGGGAUAUUCCAUCCAUGGAACGUCGUGAAGAAUUUUUAUCUGCGAAAAUAAAGGAGGAGAGAAGAUCUCAGAUGCCCCCUGGUGAUCCAGACACUGAUGAGGAUUUAGAUCUCUCCUGGAAGCCUCUCAUAAAGAUCAAUCUGCGGGAAAGGGAUAACGACUCAGAGUAUGGUCCCACGAGAAUCAGUUUAAGGAAACUGCAGUAUCGUUACAAACCCCCAGGGAGGGUAAGACCUCGGAGCACACUAAGAGCACCCAUCAAAGAGAGCACAUAUACAGAGAUGAGUGCUUCUUCAAGCAAAAAUCUGGAACUGCUAGAGAAUAUCUCCACAGACUUUUUUGUUGGAAAUGAAGAUGGAGAAGUUGUUUAUUCUGAAUGGAAAAAGAAAAUUGAUACUAAUACAGCAAAACCAGUUAGUCAGAAGCACUCCCAGAAAUACUCCCUCCACACUGAAACUAUCAACACUCUCCAGGAAUCUCCAUUUUUUAAAGACAUCUUUCUAAGCAUUGGAGGCCAGAAGUUUGCCAUUUGGAAAGAAGGAGUUACAAAUGGACCAAUCCUUCAGUCAAGCUGCUCUGCAGGAAGAUACACUGCAGGACAAUGGUCCUUAACAAGACCAGGAGUUUUCUUCAUUGGCAGAGACAAUGGAAAUAUAGAUAUUUGGGACUUACUGAAGAAAACUCAUGAGCCAUCUCAUUUCCAGAACAUCUCCAAAUCAAUCAUCACUUUCAUCAGCCCCUCCAGUGCUUCAGCAGAGCAGCAUUUUCUGGCUGUUUCUGACAAUCUUGGAGUUCUGCACAUUUUGGAAAUCUGUCAAACAUUAUGUCACCCUCCAAGUAAUGAGCAUGCCAAAGUACUUGAUUACUUCAAAAGGGAAGUCAAAUAUCUGAAGCACUGUGAAGAGGAGUUUGAAGAGUAUCAAAAGUUUCAAGCCAAAACAGAAAUGAAAUUGAGCUGGAGACAGAGAGACAGAAAACAGUAUGUUACACUUGGAAUUAAGAAAAUGUUCUAUGUUUCUUUUUAUCUUUAA